This is a messenger RNA of Gaeumannomyces tritici R3-111a-1, 849 nucleotides long. RefSeq lists its product as hypothetical. The coding region runs from base 1 to 849 and encodes 282 amino acids. The transcript is spliced from 3 exons. The record is from RefSeq and is a predicted model, not a curated record. Lineage: Eukaryota; Fungi; Ascomycota; Sordariomycetes; Magnaporthales; Magnaporthaceae.
AUGAAGUCUACUCUCGCCCUCGCGCUCCUCGCUGCCACGGCCAGCCCCUCGCGGGACAACUGUGCCAGGGCCGCCACCGGGGCCCGGGGAGGAAACCUGUCGUCGCGGCUGGCCGCCUGCCCGUCGUACCAGCGAUGCACCGUCAUCCCGCUGACGAGGACCAUCCCCACCACCGCUACAAUCACGCCCGCCGCCGUCACUGCGACCCCGGUCGUCGUGAUCGGCCAGACGACGACAGUGCCCGUCGCCCUCGUGCAGCGCCGAGAGGCAGCUCAGGCUUUGGUUGCCGACUCGGCCGGAGCGGCCGAUCUCGCCCAGCGCCAGGCCUCCCCCGUGGCCACGACCAUCUGCCCCACGGCCAUACCGGCCGACCCGGCCAAGUACCGCACCCCGACGUCGAGGUACGCCAGCACCUGCGCCUGCGCCGGCAUCAGCAAGUCGUACACCACCUUGGCCUCGCCCUCGACCACCCGCACUAUGUCGGCCACGCUCGUGCCUUCGACCGCAACCGUGUCUGUCACGACCACCACCACCACUUCCACGACGCAGAUUGUGGCCACCGAAACUGCUCGCCUGUUUUACAUCACCCUUCAGGCGCCUGUUUACAACGAGUUUUUUGGUUCCGUUCUAUCUGCGUCUGAGGACGACAACCAUCUCUAUUUUGCCCCUGGCAUUGAUCGAUCUGAGCUCUUCCUCAACAGCGACAACAUCCUGGUCGAUUUCCGCAGCGGCGGGUUUCCAGCUUACCAGAGUAACACCUGGCAAUACUAUACCCGUCAGAUGCGCCAUAGUGAGCGGCGAGCUACAAUGCAACGCAGGGCGCGGCCGGACGACGAGGGUACUUUGUAA